GCUGCUUGACUGGCUGGCUUGGCGUCUGGGCCGUGAAAGUGUGACUGCCUGUUCUUGCCGGCAAGUUCCCCUCUCCAGCUGCCCGCCCUUCAUAGCAUGUCCCCCAGAACCCGGGGAGCGCAGGCAGGGCUGGCUUAGAGAAGACGCGGUCGCCAGCGCUUGGGCCACGGACGUCCCAGUCUCCUCCUCUGUCUCUGGAGAACCACCGGGCCGAGCGGCUGGGAGAAGCAAGCCAGAGCCUUCCAGGGCCUCGGGCCCGGGGACCCAAGGAGGAUGAGCUGGCUCUUUCCCCUGACCAAGAGCGCCUCCUCCUCCGCAGCUGGGUCCCCCGGUGGCCUCACCAGCCUCCAGCAGCAGAAGCAGCGCCUGAUCGAGUCUCUCCGGAACUCACACUCCAGUAUAGCUGAAAUACAGAAAGAUGUGGAAUACAGAUUGCCAUUUACCAUAAACAACUUGACAAUUAACAUUAAUAUAUUGCUUCCUCCACAAUUUCCUCAGGAAAAACCAGUGAUCAGUGUUUAUCCACCAAUACGACAUCACUUAAUGGAUAAACAAGGAGUGUAUGUUACCUCUCCAUUAGUAAACAAUUUUACAAUGCACUCAGAUCUUGGGAAAAUUAUUCAGAGUUUGUUGGAUGAGUUUUGGAAGAAUCCUCCAGUUUUAGCCCCUACUUCAACAGCAUUUCCUUAUCUAUACAGUAACCCAAGUGGGAUGCCUCCUUAUGCUUCUCAGGGCUUUCCAUUUCUUUCUCCAUAUUCCCCACAAGAAGCAAACAGAAGUAUCACUUCUUUAUCUGUUGCUGACACGGUUUCUUCUUCAACAACAAGUCAUAGCACAGCCAAGCCAGCUGCUCCUUCAUAUGGCGUCCUUUCAAACCUGCCAUUACCUGUUCCCGCAAUGGAUGCCUCAAUACCGACAAGCCAAAAUGGUUUUGGUUACAAGAUGCCAGAUGUCCCUGAUGCAUUUCCAGAGCUCUCAGAACUAAGUGUGUCACAACUCACAGAUAUGAAUGAUCAAGAGGAGGUAUUACUAGAACAGUUUCUGACUUUGCCUCAACUAAAACAAAUUAUUACUGACAAAGAUGACUUAGUAAAAAGUAUUGAGGAACUAGCAAGAAAAAAUCUCCUUUUGGAGCCCAGCUUGGAAGCCAAAAGGCAAACUGUUUUAGAUAAGUAUGAAUUACUUACACAAAUGAAGUCUACUUUUGAAAAGAAGAUGCAAAGGCAGCAUGAACUUAGUGAGAGCUGUAGUGCAAGUGCCCUACAGGCAAGAUUGAAAGUAGCUGCACAUGAAGCUGAGGAAGAAUCUGAUAAUAUUGCAGAAGACUUCUUGGAGGGAAAAAUGGAAAUAGAUGAUUUUCUCAGUAGCUUCAUGGAAAAGAGAACAAUUUGCCACUGUAGAAGAGCCAAGGAAGAGAAACUUCAGCAGGCAAUUGCAAUGCACAGUCAAUUCCACGCUCCACUAUAGAUUUUCUGGAAACAUGAACUGCUGAGAGAGGAAUGGGACACUAAACACUGUUUUGUAUUUAUGGUUUGCAAACUGGUAUUUCAUCAGCAGCUAAAUUCACAGAUAUUCUAUAUAGAUUGUAUAGAGAACUGAGACUGAUUUUGUGUAGAUUGGAAUCAUUGCUAUGAUCUUUACUUUGAGAAAUUUUUCUGCACUAUUUGCACUGAAAUGUUUAUUUAUUGUUGAUAAAUCCCAUCAUAUUUAAGUUCCACUGCUGUUCCUCUUCUAUUGAUUAAAUGCCUAUGCAUGUAAUUUUAGCUAGUUUUUAAUAUUUUAUAAAACUUCAUUUAAAUUGGUAUUUUUAACUUGAAGCUGCAUUUCUUUAUCAAGAAUGGUAUUUAGAUUUUUUUUCUCUUAACCUUUUUUGAAAAACUAUUUUCAACUAUAAGAAAACUCUUAUUUUUCUUUCUUUCUGGAUAAAACUUUCAAAAGCAAUUUGUUUUUAAAAUAUUCAUAUUAUUAGGAAACACCAAACCUGCCUAUGUGCCAUCUUAAAAAAGUAACUUUUAAUACCUACAAUAAAUCAAAAGAAUAAACCAGCUAUUCUUAUAUAUUAAUUUUUUUAAACUAAAGAUGCAUUUAAGAAGCAAUACAAGUAAAUACCUAGUAGAAAAAAAAAUUGCCUUUCAUUUAAAGCAGUCCAACACAAACUCUCAUGCUAAUUUUUAAAAAAUAAGUAUUUAGUAGGUUUCUGUUCGGAUAGGUUUUCUAAAUUCCUAAUGUUUAAAACAGUCUUUAUGUUAAUAUACAGCUAAUCUAUACACAAAAAAAGUCAGUGAACUUUUCUGACCUUUACUGUGAGUUACUUUUCCUAAGAGAAAAGCUAUAGUAAUAAUUAAAAUUGAACUUUUAGGUAAUCCUGAUUUUUAAUGAAUUUAAGCGUUCUCUUGUACUAUUUUCAGUAAUUUGCUUCUACACCAUGUCACAAAAUUAACAUAUUUCUUGGGUACCCCUAAAAGCUUAUGAAGGAAAAAGGCAUGCAGGCUUGGUAAGGUACCAUCUAAAUUAAAAAACAAACUAAUGCAUAAUUUCCUUUAAAUUUCAUCCCAGUAUGAUUGUCUUUCCAACACCAGCAUACAAUAUAGAUAUUGUCUUUUUAAAAUUUUUUGUUCUUCCUAUCCAUGUUUUUGGCAACAAAGUUAUAGGAGAAACAAAAUUAUUUUGUUAGAAUUGAAACAUGCUUAAUAGUCUGUGGAAAGCAAGUAGUCACAUGGACUAUAGAGAUACAAUGUUGGACACAGAACAUAACUUGGAUUGUCUCCCUAGCAUUGUGCUAAGGGCAUGCUAUUAAACCUUCAAAAUAACCAGAUGAGGAGGGAAUAAUUACUACUCCUGAUUUAUGGAACUGAGGUAAGAGUGUUUCAAAUUUAUGAUAGUCUUGGAUAUUCAAAAUCCUUUCCUUACUGUACUGGCAACUAGAGCUUAAUUUUGUCAGCAAUUACUGCAAUAGAAGAUACAAUAGUCUCAAUAUUUUGCAAACAAUCAGGUUCACAAGAACCAGGUGCAUCCCUUAACAAGAGAGGAGCAUACCACAGCCCUUCAUUUGAUUAAUUCAUUAGAUCUACCUAUUUUAUUAAGCACCUACUAAGAAUAAGGCAUUGUGGAAAUACCAUGCAAAGAUAAAAAUUGUUUAGGUGCUUAUCUACUUUCCUUUCCACCAGAGAAACAAAAUCAAAACAUUUUCUUAUAGAGUAAAUCUCUUCUACAUAAUUACAUGCGUAGUUCACCUCAGUGUUUUUUAUUCUUUAAUCUUGAACUAUCCCAGUUUCAUUGUAUACCAGUUAACAUGGGUUAGGUUCUCCUUCAAAAUUCGUUAGAUAACCUUCUUACGACCCAGUCAUUAACAGUUAUUUGCAUCUAAUACACAGUUCGGAUAAAGGUUAUAUAUGUCACCCAGUAUGAAAAGAAUCUGCAUUUGAAUAUACCUGUAUGAAUGUGGGUUCUGUUUUUGCAACAGAAAUUAAGUGACCAUUUUUUUCUGAUUUUAUGGCUAUAUAUUUUCUUCAUAAAAAUUGGCCAUAUUGGAGAAGCAGUGCCAGCAGAAAAAUGAAAUGCAUGUCAAAGUUGCUAUUCUGGUUUUACUUUAUAAGACAAGAUAGAAAUCAGAAUUAUAGAGGAAUACUUAAGAGUUAUUAAUCAGGAGUUUGUCAUAAGUAGAGAUUUAAAGGUUAAUAUUUAUUUCAAAAUAGAAGAAAAUUCUAAAUCAAUGAGAUAUAAACUAAAGACAACCACUUCAAAGUUGAAAGAAAUUUCUAGGCAUAAGACUAGGAAAUUUAUAUCAGAAUAGAGGGUGCUUGACACAGAUAGAUUUAUAUGUGCUUAAAUUGAAGGAUGGCUCAGAUUCAUUUUUAGGAGAAAGUAAUCAUGUGCUCUUAAAGAAUAAAAAUUUAUUCUAGGCUUUCCCUCUCAGAUCUUCACCUUCCAUUAUUCUAUAAAAAGUUCAGUUACUGAUUUGCUGGGUCAUGGUUAAAAUUCUUACCUGUUUCAUAUCAAACUGAAAGAAUAUAUCACCUGAGCUGUGAGUAUUACUAAUUGGGAAGUAAUAUGCCUCAAAUCAACUUUAUAUUGGUUUAUUCCCUAUGCUUUAAACCACUGUUCUCAAUAAAACACUUCCUGAUUAAUGUUUGAUUUUAAAUGAAAAUGCAGUAUUAGAUAUUUUAGUCUUGUUGGAUUAGCCAUGCUCUUUGAAGAAUCUGUGAAAGUAAAGUUUUAAUAAGCAAUAAAUGUAAUCUUUUAUAUAAAUCUCAGUGCUAGGUUAACUUCUAAUAAGUAGAUGAAUGUGCUACAUAAAUUAUGUCUUGUAAAGUUGAGGGAACUAAAAGUUUAUGACUCCGAUGUGGAAGAUGUCACAUUAAAAAACUACAUUUUAAAACAUCAAAUAUUUAUACUAUUUGCUUUUCAAAUAAAUGCAUAGUGCUUUUUGGCA
Cebus imitator (Panamanian white-faced capuchin) is the source of this 4432-nucleotide messenger RNA. It is a transcript of the gene VPS37A, whose product is annotated as VPS37A subunit of ESCRT-I. The transcript has 12 exons. NCBI's taxonomy places the organism in Eukaryota, Metazoa, Chordata, Mammalia, Primates, Cebidae. The record is from RefSeq and is a predicted model, not a curated record. Gene Ontology annotation, biological process: protein targeting to membrane; protein targeting to vacuole; ubiquitin-dependent protein catabolic process via the multivesicular body sorting pathway. Bases 274 to 1467 code for a protein of 397 amino acids. Gene Ontology annotation, cellular component: ESCRT I complex.